AUGGACAGGGGCGAGCUUCUGCAACGUCUUCUGGCGCUCGACAAGGAAUUCAGUGCGUACAUAGGCGAGUCAAAGGAGCUGGAGGAGUUUCUGGAAGGCGAGGUUGAGCGGUUGACCAAGCAGGCCCAGACUUUGGAGGACGCGAACAAGAGGCUACAAGAACAGCUGGAUGCCGCCAACGGCCAUAAUAUCGAGCUCACGCGACAGGUGGGGGCUUUGGACGAUGACAAAAGGGCGCAGAUCAGCCAGCUUAACGAGAAAGUGCGAGCUUUGGAGAAAAAGCUCAUAGACACAGAGGUGAUCAACGACGGCCUGGAGUCGAAGCUGCGCAUUCUGGAGUCUUCCAGAGACGACGAGGACGCACGGCUGGGCGAACUGAUGGAGCGUAUAGCGCUUUUAGAGAGCGAAAACAUCGACAAGGACCAGCUGAUAGGCCAACUACAGCACCAGAUACAAACCCUUCAGAGAGAGAACAAGAGCCUUGCGCAGCAGUGCGACAAGUACGAGAAGUUCAGCAAACUAAUGACAAUUAAUAGAACGGAAUUGAAGGUAGCCAAGUUCCAGACACCUCCAAUAAACGAAUGA
Messenger RNA from Ogataea angusta, 585 nucleotides. RefSeq lists its product as uncharacterized. The transcript has a single exon. Gene Ontology annotation, biological process: centrosome localization; establishment of mitotic spindle orientation; vesicle transport along microtubule. Gene Ontology annotation, molecular function: microtubule binding. The coding region runs from base 1 to 585 and encodes 194 amino acids. NCBI's taxonomy places the organism in Eukaryota, Fungi, Ascomycota, Pichiomycetes, Pichiales, Pichiaceae. Gene Ontology annotation, cellular component: kinesin complex; centrosome; kinetochore. The record is from RefSeq and is a predicted model, not a curated record.